Messenger RNA from Uloborus diversus, 6432 nucleotides. It is a transcript of the gene Lpin, whose product is annotated as phosphatidate phosphatase LPIN3-like. The transcript has 18 exons. NCBI's taxonomy places the organism in Eukaryota, Metazoa, Arthropoda, Arachnida, Araneae, Uloboridae. Gene Ontology annotation, biological process: positive regulation of transcription by RNA polymerase II; triglyceride biosynthetic process; cellular response to insulin stimulus. The coding region runs from base 230 to 3445 and encodes 1071 amino acids. Gene Ontology annotation, molecular function: transcription coactivator activity; phosphatidate phosphatase activity. The record is from RefSeq and is a predicted model, not a curated record. Gene Ontology annotation, cellular component: nucleus.
UGCAACUCAACUUUUCAUUGUAACCUGUGCCUGUCAGUCAGCUGAAAGCGGUACGGCGAAAUUGUGUAGAUAUCCUUUUAAUAAUUACAGUUUUCUUUUCUUUUUUUAUGUUCAAAACUUGAGUAUUUGAAGCAAAUGGGAAAUUAGAGUUUUUGUGAAAAGACUUCCAGCAGUGAGUUCUGUUCCUAAAUUGUAUUGUGUGUAGGCAAAUUGUGUGUGAACGUUCAAGAUGCUGUACAUUGGGAAAUUUAUCAAUAACUUUAAAGAUUUCUACAAUGAAAUCAACUCUGCUACCCUUACUGGAGCGAUUGAUGUUAUUAUUGUCAGACAGCCGGAUGGAUCGUAUGUCUGUUCGCCGUUUCACGUGCGGUUUGGGAAGAUUGGAGUUUUGCGGAGCAGAGAAAAAGUGGUUGAUAUUGAAGUUAAUGGAAUGCCAGUUGAUAUUCAUAUGAAACUUGGAGAAUCUGGAGAAGCUUUUUUUGUGGAAGAAGUUUGCGGUGAGCAUGAGAUUCCUUCAUAUUUAGCUACCUCUCCUCUUCCUGAUGUUCCUAACAUAGAAUCCGAGAUACAGAAGAUGAAACUUUCGUCUCGCUUUGAAGAAAAUGAUGUUGAGCUGCACAAUCAAAUCAACUUGGUUCCUCUUCGUGAAGCUCCUGUUCCGCUUGAUAAAACUGAACAAAUUUUGUUGUCUGAUAAACAUUCUAGUCCUUCUAAAAAAUCUGCCUGUGAUAUUUCAGUUAGUGAUAGCUUAGUCAAAAAUUCAAAUGCCGUUAAAACCUCGACGGCCGACGACAAUGUGGUGCUCUGUGUUCCUAACAAUAAUGACAAUUCCACCAGUGAAGCCAUUAAUUUUCAUAAUUGCACGCACACUGAUUCAAGUGACGAGUUCAAAACAAAGCGGAAAAGGAGGAAAAAGGCUGUCAUGAAGAAGAGAACUAAGACAAAAGAAGGCAGCAUUGCGUCUGUUCCGAAAACUGUUCCAUGUAGCAAGCCUGCUGAAGCAACACCUGCCCAAGAUAUCUUGGCACAAGAGAAACCAGAAGAAAUAUUCCAGAUGGAUGAUGAUUACACCGAAGUGGAUGAUGAAGGAUUUGCAUCAUCUGGAGGCCUCAGUCGUUCUGUCAGUCUUCCAGUGUCUGCAAAUAUCAGCAAUUUGUUCGAAAACGAGUGGCCUCAUCGGAAAAUGUCUUCCACUUUCACUGGAGAAUUUCAUCCGUUUAGUGAUGGUGAUGUCUCGCCCCAGUCUAGUCCUAUUUCAUCAAGACCUCCUAGUCCAAAAUCAGAUACGGAAUAUGAAAAUCAAAAGAUAGAAUCUGGCAGUCCUGAUGCCAAUGCCCCCAGUUGGGGGUGGGGACAGUUACCAAAUGUUCCUAGGAAGUUGAGUGAGUCAGGUAUCCCCAAUAAUGCUGCCAGUGAAACAGCUUGUGAGACAGAAGAAAAUAAAGACGAAAGUGCUGUUGAUGCGGAGAAGAGAUCAAUGCUGGGUGGAAUGCUGAAUUUCAUGCGUUCAACCAAAAAGAUAAGGCACAUGCCUGAGAGUGAAGGCAUUUAUCUGUCUGAAUUGAACUCCGAUGAACUGGAUCCUGAACUUGCAGCCCUGUAUUUUCCUAAGUUCAAGUCAACAUAUUCAAAUCUCUCCGCACAAGUAAAAGAUGAAGACACUGAAUCGGGUAAGGGCGCUUCUCUGCCUCAUUCUCCCCAGACUGUGGAGGGAUUUGUCGGCCCUGUAAGUCAAGAUUCAGAUAGUGAUGAGCGAUUAUCUCUGGACCUGUUCAGCAAAGAGAAAUGUGAAAGCAUUUCUUAUCCUUAUAGUGAUAUAGCUAUGUCCCUGUGUGGUGGCCUGCAGGACCCUGAAACAGAUAUACCAGAGGAACGUUUCUUGCACUCUGUAGUGACUUUUGACGAGUUUACGGAAAACCCAGCUAUAUUGAAUGAUCCUAGUCUUGUCAUCCGCAUUGGUGGGAAGUACUACAAUUGGUCAACAGCUGCAUCAAUGCUAACAUCCAUCAUUAUGUUUCAAAGGCCACUGCCCGAGAAGACUGCCAAUCAGCUCAUAAAUGAACAUAUGCCAAAGAAAAAGAAAAAAUCCUAUUCUUCAUGGUGGUCUUGGAGAAGGUCUGAAGAGAACAAGGCAGAAAGUGAGGAUGCUGCCAUGCCCCCAGUCGAAGAAUUUUCGAUGGAAGCAAAUGAAGGAAAGAUUGAAGAAAUUACUGAACAGAAUGCUUGUAAUAAGGAAAUAACUGAAAGUGUUACUGUUUCAAUUGAACAAACUGUUGAAGAAACUGUAUUAUCAGUUACCAAAACUGUGUCGGAAAGACAAGAUUCCCAUUCUGAAUCGGUUUUCGUUGAAGAAACAAAAGAAGUUGUGAUAAACAUGGACUUCGAUAAUUCAGAAGAAGCAACUUAUGAUACAGUUCAUUCAAACUCAAGUAGUGUCCCUAGUAGCAGUCCUAUAAAUAUUGCAAGUUCAAAAAGUGAUGUGAUUUCUACUAGCCUACCACAAUUAGUAACAGAGGAUGCAAAAUCAGAAUUACCAAGUAGCAUAUCACCUGAAACUGUUGCUCAAACACCACCCAGUGCCAAAGAGUCUGAAAUUGAGAUUGAAAUUGAGAAAGUAGUAACAGAAAAGUAUAAGAAGUCUUUGAGAUUGACAUCUGAACAAAUAGCCAACUUGAACUUAAAGGAAGGUCCCAAUGAAUUUGUGUUUAGCGUUACUACUGCAUAUCAAGGAACAACUAAAUGUACUUGCCAAGUUUUCUUAUGGAAUUAUGAUGAUAAAAUUGUGAUAUCUGACAUUGAUGGCACAAUUACUAAAUCAGAUGUCCUUGGGCACAUUUUACCCAUGGUAGGACACAGCUGGGCUCAACUCGGUGUUGCCAAACUCUUUACAAAAAUUCAAAGCAAUGACUACAAAUUCUUGUAUUUAUCUGCACGUGCUAUUGGGCAAGCUAGAAUCACAAGAGAAUAUCUUCGGAGGCUUCGUCAAGGAGAAAUUUGUUUGCCUGAUGGUCCACUGCUCCUUUCUCCUACAUCAUUAAUUAGUGCACUUCACAGGGAAGUUAUUGAAAGGAAACCUGAGGAGUUCAAAAUAAGCUGCCUGAAAGAUAUCCAAACUUUAUUUCCACCAGUCAUGGGCAAUCCUUUUUAUGCUGGAUUUGGAAAUAAAAUAAAUGAUACUUGGGCAUACAGAGCUGUUGGCAUUCCUCUUACUAGAAUCUUCACAAUAAAUCCCAGAGGUGAAUUGAAAUUGGAACUCAUACAGACAUUCCAUUCUUCGUAUACAAGAUUGAGUGAUCAAGUGGACCAUGUCUUUCCUCCCCUCAAACCAAGCACAAAAGUGAAUGGACAUCCCGUGCCAAUUUUUUCCUCGCCCGAAGAAUUCAGUUAUUUCACAUACUGGAGAGAUCCUGUUGUACUACUCUCAGAUGACGAUCUUAUAGUCUGAUGAAAGGUGUUUCAUUUGUGUAUAGUUUUCCAUACAUGUAAGAUACUUAAAAAGGACAUUUUUAUCAUUGAAUUUUGAAUCUUUCAAGUCUAUCAUGUACACAGAUUAUAGAAAGUGGAACUCGCUCAUAAAAAAUCUUGUCUUAAUCAGGACCCAGAUUCGCAGGGGAAAUCAGAACUACUUGGUACAAUGUUAAGUUGAUAGGAAAAUAUGUCUUCUUAUAAGCGAGUUUGAAUGUAAUUAUAUUUAUGUGCUUUAAGGUUUUUAAAUCUUGUUACAAUGUGAUAUUAAUUUGAUUUUUUAUUCAUCAUCUGAUGCCGACUUGUUUGUUACUUUUUUGUUAUUCAUCUCCUAAAUAAAAUUUAUUUUUGAGUUGCAUUGAGAAAAGGGUAAUUGUCAUAAGAUUUUUAGUUUUUUGUUGCAUGAUAUAUGAAUGUACAUCAUUUUAUGAAAUUUUAAAAAUUGCUGGAGCUUAUAUUUUGAUAAUAAACCACAAUUGGAUUGGUCAUUGGGAUUUUUAUCUUCCUUAUUUGAUGUUCAUUUUCAAUAUUAAUGAUAUUGCUAGUCAAGUUUAUGACAUUUGCGAACUCUGUAGUUUUGAACACAACAUCCUAUCCUACGAUAUUUUAAAUCCUGGUGAAAUUAAUACCUAUUUUUUUUAAAGCUGUUUAAAGUAAAUUAUAGACAUUGAUACAGUUUGUGUUUUUGGCAUUCCCUACGAUUUAUGUGUGCAGCAAAACACCAAUUGUGUCGCACAAAAUCAACCAAUUCAAAUAAUAGAUAGGGGAAAACUAAGAUUGUGGAUCUGCAUAAAAUGUCUUCUAAUAAAGUACUAAAUUUAAUGUUAAAAAAUAGAAAUUUUUAAUGAAAGGGGAAAAAAUGCUUAUUGGUUCAAAAAUGACAAAACGAAAAAAAGAUAAAGAAAUUCAUUUAUUUACUAAAAGUGUGAAGAAAUUUCGAUGACUUGUGCAAACUUUUUUCUUCUUCACCCUUUGAGGCAAGGUGGCUUCAUUUGAGUUCUCAAUUUUUUAUAUAGUUUUCCUAUCCAAUAGCUGAAGCCACUGUGUCAGAUGACUGACACAGUAAUUUUAAAUAAUUAUACCAGUGAUUUUUUUUACUUAUGAGCAUGAUUUUCGGAAAUAUGAUUUAAAACUUAUUUCAGACUACUAAUUGAAUAAAAAUCCUUCAGUUGUUGGACUUUUCGUAUGAGUUCAACAUGAACAUCCAGUUUAACAGCAAAUGUAAUUUAACUGAAAAUAACUUGAAAGAAUUCUCUAACAUUUUCAGAAUACAUAUAAAUUCAUCAUGAUUGACAAGCAUUAAUAAAUUCAUUAUUUAUUUUCAAAAAAUAUUUGUAGCUAAUACUUGCUUCUGUGAUAUUAAGCAGCAAUGUGAUGAUAUCAAAAGGUGUGUGAAUGUUUGACUAAAUGUUAAAGGAAUAAUAUUAUGCAAAAGAUUAGAAAUUAAGUUAGUAUGUCAUAUUCAAUGCUUAAAUAUCUUUCCUAAUCUGAAAAGCAAAAUAUCUUAUACACAGUGUGCCUAAAUUACUAAAUUAUUAUUUUUUUGGAUUUCUUGAUGACCUACAGCUUGAAAAAUCUGCCGUUUUUUGCAUAGUCUUCCAAUUGUUUCCCCUUUGACAUAUUAAUGUGCAGGGCAGGGCAUUGGAAUCUAUUGUUUUCCCAUAAGUUGGUUUUUACUUUUUUGUUUAGUCAAGAUUUGAUAACAGUUCAUAUUGAAUAGUGAAUGGAAAAUGCAGACAUGCUAAAGCUUGACCAUGGAGAGAUGGUGGAUUUCAAUUGUAUCCUUUGUAAUAGGUAGAAUCAGCCAGAAAGCGCUGAGUAGUAAGAGACAGAUGAGUUCUAUCUGAUCCUAUCUAUUACAAAAUAAUAACAAACAACCUGUUACAAAUGAUUUUUCCACUUCAAAGUCACCACCUGCCAUCUCUCCGUGGUCAAAUUUUAGUUAUACUUGAGGGCCAUCUUGAAAUAGUUCGAAGCUUAGUGAAGGGCUGCUAUUGAUUCAUGGACAGUCAGGUUGUGGUCUUAUCUUACUGAACUCAUCCAAUUAAAUAAUCACCACCUCUUCUUGACCUUCUCAGGAAUGAAAAAGGUGCUCAUGUUGAAUCGUAACUCAUUCCGAACCACUUUCACCAAAAUGCCACUGCUAACAAAACAAAUACCAUACUUUAGGCGUCCAAAGUUUGAUAACUGCAACUGUAAAACUGUAAGGAAAAGGACAAAAUAAUGUAUCUCUUCUUUCGUGAUGGCCCGCCUGUUUAGAUGUUUCAAAAGCAGUUGGUUCCUAUGCCCCUACUGUACAUGAGUGCAAUUUUCUUUACUUGUGGUAUGAUAAAACUUCCUAGUGAAUCAAAUUUUCAGAGCUUCUGUUAAGUGAUGCAUAUGCGAAAGAAAUGUUAGCGCUAAAUGUAAAUUAUGUAUGGAGGAGUGUAUAAUAUAUUGUUUCUGUUCAUUAUUUUUUUACUUUCCUUGUAACGAGCUAGUUUUUAUGUUUGUUAUUUUUACUCAUUGUGGUGCUUCUAAUUUCAAAAUUUUUCAUCCGUUGAAUCAAUCAAUUUUUCAUCCAAUAUUUGUGAUUCCCCCACAUUUUAAUUUUUGUAAUGUCACACUAUCACAGUACAUCAUAAAACAUCAUCUGCUGAAUGUUUCAUCAUUUUUUGUUCCAUGACAUUCAAUCGUUUUUGUUUUGUAAUAUUUAUUAAACUAUAUAUUUGUAACACAAUAAAGCUACCUAAUAUAUCUGUUCAAAUGAGGAAUUUUGUAAAUAUGUGUACUCUACUCAUAAUGUAACAUUCAUGUUUUCAUGUUCAGUAUUUCUCUAUAUUCAGUUCUCUCUGGAAUCCCUGCAACCGAAAGGUUCUACCUUUUGAAUAGUUCAUGUUUUCAUUGCUACAUAUCAGUUCAUGUUCAAUGUGGGUUUUAGAACGUAAAAACUGGACUAAUAAUUUUUGAAAUAAAAAAAAUGCUGUU